This is a messenger RNA of Dermacentor silvarum, 1639 nucleotides long. RefSeq names its product GDP-D-glycero-alpha-D-manno-heptose dehydrogenase. The record is from RefSeq and is a predicted model, not a curated record. The transcript has 2 exons. NCBI's taxonomy places the organism in Eukaryota, Metazoa, Arthropoda, Arachnida, Ixodida, Ixodidae. Bases 141 to 1076 code for a protein of 311 amino acids.
GCGAUAGUGAAGCUCAACAAUGGUGGCAAACAACCCGGAUGACCCGACCGAUAGCGCCAAGGCGAUAACUGCCUGCAUAGCGCACGUGCGUAAACUCCGCGAAGCCCAGAGCGCCGACGACUAUCGGUGUGACCAGAAGGAUGCCGGCGGCCGAGGAAGUGCUGGUGACGGGCGGCGCGGGCUACCUAGGCUCUUGCCUGGUGCCACUCCUGCUGGAGCGCGGCUGGCGCGUGGCCGUGUACGACACGUUCUCCCGCGGGCUGGGCCCGCUGCUGCCGGUGGCCCACCGCGUGCGCCUCGUGCGUGGCGACGUCCGGGACGGCGCAGCGCUGGCGUCCGCGCUCAAAGGCGUCGGCGCCGUGGUGCACCUGGCAGCCGUGGUGGGCUACCCGGCGUGCAGCCGCGACCCCGAGCUCGCCGAGUCCAUCAACGUGGGCGGCACGCGGACGGUGCUCGAACAGCUUUCGCCCUCUCAGCGGCUGGUGUUCGCCUCGACCGGCUCGUGCUACGGCGCCGUCACGGAAGGUCUUUGCACCGAGGAAACGCCGCUGUCGCCCCUCUCGGUGUACGGCAGCACCAAGGAGCAGGCCGAAGACCUGGUUCUGAAGCACGGAUGCGUCGCGCUGCGGCUCGCCACCGUGUUCGGCGUGGCUCCUCGGAUGCGCGUCGACCUGCUCGUCAACGACCUGUCGCGGCGCGCGCUCCGCGACGGCGAGUUGGAGGUGUACGAGCCGGACUUCUGGCGCAGCCUGCUGCACGUGCGCGACGCCGCGCGGGCCUUCGCGCUGGCGCUCGACCGCUACGACGAGAUGCGCGGUCGCGCCUUCAACGUGGGCGACGACGCGCUCAACGUGACCAAGGCGAAGCUGGCGCGGCUCAUCUGCGACCGGGCCGGCGGAGUGCGGCUGCUGCUGGGCGCGCCGGGUCGAGAUCAGGACAGGCGCGACUAUCGCGUGUCGCACGCUCGCAUCCGAGAGGAGCUGGGCUUCCGAGCGAGUGUCUCCCUCGAGCAAGGGGUCGACGAGCUGCUCAAAGCGCUGCCCCUCAUGAAGCCCCACGAGCUGUGCAUGAACUAGCACCCACGCCCCCGACAGUGCCGUCUUAUCGCUGCUAUAUGGUCCGAGCUGGUAUUUUUGAAGGCUCUAUCGUCGGCAGUGCUUCUGCUUGCACACGAGUCAGAUACAGUGUGCACGUUCCCUCGGAGGCGCGACGUCAUGAUCGUACAAGCUGGCAAGCCAUACAUUUUUGGGCAGGACCACGGCGACACUUUCAUUCUGCAAAUCGUGACUCGCAAUGAAAAAAAGCGCCAUCCUAUGGUAGCGAUAUCGCAUUAAGAACGCGCAGGCAUUUUCAUAUAGGAAGCCUAUGUUGGUUUUAUCGUAUUUAGUGCGUCGAAUUCAAAGGAAGUGUCCGCAUGCGUUAAACUGGCGACUAGAAACAGAAUUCUGGUAUAUAGUGAGCGUAAAGGUGCUGGUAACGCAGUUCGCCCACUAGCCCGUGAAUGCGCUGUUUGCUUGCGUGCUAUAUGUAAGGCCGCUAUUGACAAAGCCAUGAACUCUAUAUUAUUUGCAACCGCGUUCCGUGCAUCCAACUAUGCGGUGAACAGCACACAUUGAAAAUAAACCUGUACCUGUUGCAA